This is a messenger RNA of Dimorphilus gyrociliatus, 2347 nucleotides long. The record is from the annotation of a GenBank genome assembly. NCBI's taxonomy places the organism in Eukaryota, Metazoa, Annelida, Polychaeta, Dinophilidae.
ACAUUUAGAUUAUAUUCAAUACAAAAAUGAACUUAAUACUGCAAAAUAUUUUGCUAGGCCUGGUCAUCAUUAGCUGUUGUGUCGCAAAUAUUCCAGGUACCACUUAAAAUACAUCCUUAUUUCUUUAUAACUUCCUUCAUGGAAAUAGAAUGUCGAAUUGAGGAAGAGGGCAGGGAUUACAGAGGUUUUAAGAAUGUAACAGCUUCCGGUCAGGCAUGUGUCGAAUGGAGACUAUUGUUAAAUGAAAGCCAAUGGAAAGCCUUUCCUGAUAAUAGUUGGGAAGAGAUCGGUAAUAACUGCCGUAAUCCUGAUGAGAAAUCACAAGGUCUAUGGUGUUAUACUAAUCCAAAUAAUCGAAGCGAAUGGGAAUUCUGCAACGUUGAAAAAUGUCACGAUUUUGCUGAAUGCAAAUUUGACGAGGUGGCUUUAGGAUACAAAGGUUCACUCCGAAGGACGAGAACUGGUAAGGAAUGUCGAAAUGGGGAAUAUUGCCGAAAUCCUGAUAGAAAGCCAUUUGGUCCCUGGUGCUUCGUCGACGAUACAUCUUGGGAAUACUGCGAUGUUCCAUUCUGUAAAAAAUCCACUUGCUAUAAUGGUGACGGUGAAACGUAUGUUGGAACAACCAGUCUAACCGAAUCUGGCUAUAGAUGCCAAAGAUGGGAUAAGCAGGCCCCUCAUUCACACUCUUUUUAUAAUUCAUCUUAUUUCCCUGACGCAACUUUAUCCGACGCUUCCAAUUAUUGCCGUAAUCCUGCUGAUUCCAAGGACCGACCUUGGUGUUACGUUUUAUCAGAGGAACUAGAAUGGGAUUAUUGUGAAUUAGAUAGGUGCGAAAAUUCUUGCAAAACCUCGGAUAAUGGAAGAGAUUAUAUGGGGAAUAUAUCGAUCAGUUCUUCGGGUGGUAGUUGUUUAAGAUGGGACUCAGUUCAAAAUCCAAUCUAUAGAGAUAUUAAUCGAUUUCCGGAUUCUAGUCUCGAAGAAGCAUCAAACUAUUGCCGAAACCCUGCCGGUAUGUCGGAAGGACCAUUUUGCCUUGUUCAGAAAGAUUCGAACAUCUUAAUUGAAUUUUGUGAUAUUCCCAAAUGCUCCGAUAGUAGCAAGACCGUUGAAGAAGCAAAACAUGUCGUUAUAAUUGGAGUUGACGGAUUACAUUACGACUGCUAUAAAGAAGCUAGCGGAGGUGUCCCAAAUCUGCUUAGAAUGGAAAAACUUGGCACUUCGGCAAAUAAUCAAGCAAGAACAGUUUUACAUACAGUAUCUGGUCCUUCUUGGACAAAUAUAUUAUGUUCCAUGGAUUCCGAUGCCUCUGGUAUACAUGAUAAUGGGUGGAAGCCUCCAUAUAGAGGCUAUACAGAAAAUAUAUCACCGACUUCAGGGAAAAAUUUCCACCUACCAACUAUGUUUUCGCAGGCUAAAAGUUCUGACGUCACAAUAAGAACAGCUUUUUUUUACUCAUGGCCUUUUCUUAGGUUUCACGCCAGUUAUGGCGCACCCGGAACUCUAGACAAAGAAAUGAGAAUGAGUGGUGCAAGCGUUUAUGCGCUUGACGAAUGGGUUGUGGGAAAUGGAACAGCUUACUUGAAAAACGUUUUUGACUCAACUGAAAAAUCUUUGACAUUUUUCUAUUUUGAUAGUAUAGACGUGACAGGGCACACAAGUGGUUGGUGCGGCGAGGAAUAUUUAAAGGCCAUUGAUAACAUUGACAGAAUAAUUGGAAAAAUAUUAGAUACAAUCGAUGAGGAGGAAAAGGAAGAAGAAACUCUAGUCAUUCUUACAUCAGACCAUUCAGGUAUAUUUUAUGGUCACGGUCAAAUGUUAGAUGAAGUUCAAAGGAUACCGUUACUAAUAAAAGGACCUGGUGUAAGAAAAGACGCAAAAUUCACAUUACCAAUAAGUAAUGGCGAUUUAGCUCCAACAGCUAUGUCGGCUUUGGGGUUAAAACACAACAAAUUUUGGGUUGGAAAUGAUCUGUGGGAGGCCUAUAAACAAAUAUAAUACACUUACAGACUCGAUCAAUUAAAUGUAUAAUUUAUGAAUUUUAUUUAAAUGAUUAUAAUUAUAUUGACACUUUUAAGUGUUUUUCCCAUGAAAUCAUGACAAAAUUCUUUCAUAAAUAAAAGGAAACGGGUAAUGGAAUUUUAUAUAAAGCAAAUUUUUGACUGGACAAAGGAGAAUGAAAGGUAAAUAGAUAGAAGAAAGGAGAUUAUAAUAUAAUCAGUUUUUAAGUAAAUAAUAGCUAAGAGACGACAUCGAUUAUUUCUCAAUUAUUACAUUAGGUCCGUAAGAUUCAUAAUAGAAACCAGUUGAAGAGUUAGGCCAGAGCGUGAAUAAUUUCAAUUGUAGACAG